Brassica oleracea var. oleracea is the source of this 777-nucleotide messenger RNA. RefSeq lists its product as uncharacterized. The transcript has 3 exons. NCBI's taxonomy places the organism in Eukaryota, Viridiplantae, Streptophyta, Magnoliopsida, Brassicales, Brassicaceae. The record is from RefSeq and is a predicted model, not a curated record. The coding region runs from base 77 to 616 and encodes 179 amino acids.
UUGACUCUGCUCUGUCACUUUUUUUAGCUGAGAGCUAUUUGUCUUCACUCUAAGAGUGAAUCGGAGGAGAAGAAAAAUGGAGAAGGUGUUAACGAAAGUGACGAGCUUCAAAGUGGGAGGUUCAUGGGUUUCGAAGAAAGCCAAGGAAGAGCUCACCAACAUCACCAAUGACCUCACCACUUUCUCUAGUACCGUUGAAGAGAAAGCCAAAUGGGUUUUCAACAAGCUUAAAGGAAAGCCACUGAAAAGCUUACCAGAUUUACUUAAGGAAUACAACUUACCACCAGGACUCUUCCCACAAAACAUAAUCUGCUACGAAUUCGAUGAGACCAAGAACAAACUCACUGUCUUCUUCUCUACACCGUGCGAAGUCACAUUCAAAGACGGAUCAGCGAUAAGGUACGCCACGCGCGUUAAAGGGAUCUUGCUUAGAGGGAAACUGAUGGGUGUUGAAGGGAUGAAGACGAAAGUGUUGGUUUGGGUUAAAGUCACCACAGUCUCAGUCGAGAGCUCGAAGUCCGACAAGCUCUGGUUCACUGCUGGUGUCAAGAAAUCUCGGUCCAAGAAUGUUUACGACACACCUCAUGACGCUAUCAAAGUCGUUGGAGAGUUCUAGAAUAUGUUGUUUUCAACGGUUAUUACCAUAUUUGAUUCAUAAUUGGUUAUUUGGUUUUAUUGCACCUUGGGAAGAGGUAUAUAUAUAACUCUUAUCUUGGUUAAAUGCGUUUCUUGUUGGCCUCCCUAGAUCUCAUUAUCACUUGUGUUUUGUUUCAGUUA